Molecule: messenger RNA, 724 nt
Organism: Glycine soja
Lineage: Eukaryota; Viridiplantae; Streptophyta; Magnoliopsida; Fabales; Fabaceae
Exons: 7
Coding region: 74-724 (216 amino acids)
Source: RefSeq, a predicted model, not a curated record
GUGUCUUUGUUAUUGAAUCAACCAACAGGCCAGAGUAGCUGCAGAUUUGGCUAUAAAGGAUAACAGACAGCUAAUGGAGAUUGAGUUUCCCACAGCUGGACUCGGGUCUGUGCCAGGUGAUGGGGAAGGUGGAAUUGAAAUGACUGAGAGCAUGCAAUUGAUUCGUGAAUUUUGUGACCGCUUCAUUAGUUCAGAGAAAGCCACACGAACAAGAAUAUUUUUUCCAGAGGCUAGCGAAGUUGACUUUGCCAGACAAUCAGUUUUUAGUGGAUGUUCUUUUAAGUUGGACUAUUUGACAAAUCCUUCAUUUUUUGAAGAUUUUGGCUUUGUUGAGAAAAUAAAAAUGUCAGACAGGGUGAAGACCGGAGAUGAACAUUUCUUGGUUAGCUACCCAUAUUUUAAUGCCAAUGAAAUACUCGUUGUGGAAGAACUUUAUAAAGAGGAGGUCUUGAACACUGAACGGAAACUGAUUAUUUUCAAUGGAGAACUCGAUCGCAUAAGAUCUGGAUAUUAUCCAUCAUUCUUCUACCCAAAGCUUGCUGCACUUACGAAUGCUAGAGGAAGGACACCACCAUUUCCAUCUUGUGAUGUGGCCAUUAAGAGGGUCCCACGGUAUUUGCCGUACAAAUGGGUGUCGUCAACUUGUAUGAUGUCCAAAAAACUCUAUGAAACUGGCAACAUUGAAAUGAAUUUCGCGUAUAUAAAGCCUUUAAAUCGCCAUUAG